AUGACGCCGACCCCAACCUCCUCCCUCUUCGCGCUAUCCAACCGCACGAUCCUAGUCACCGGCGGUGUGCGCGGCCUCGGCCUCAGCAUCGCCGUCUCCCUUCUGGAAAGCGGCGCAGACGUCGUCGUCUUCGACCUUAUCUCCCCCGACCACCCCGACUCUGUAUCCGACUGGACCGCCGCGCAAGCUACCGCCGCUGCUCACCACGCCAAGCUCUCCUGGAUCAGCCUGGACGUGACUGACGCUGACGCCGUCGCCUCUGCCGUCGACGCUGCCUUCUCCUCUGCCCGCCCCACCCACCCUGUCAAGGGUCUCUUCAACUCUGCCGGUAUCCAAUUCUUGAAGCCCGCCACCGAAAUUGCCCCCUCCAUGUGGCGCAAGGUAGUCGACAUCAACUUGACCGGCUCAUUCCUGAUGAGUGCGGCCUUUGCACGCUCCUUCACUGGGCAGGGCGGAUCAGUCGUGCUCGUGGCCAGCAUGAGUGGCCGCGUAGCCAAUAAGGGCCUAGACUGUGCAGCGUAUAAUGCGUCCAAGGCCGGAGUUGUCCAGUUGGCCCGAAACCUCGCCAUGGAGUGGGGAGACAAAAUCCGGGUCAAUACUCUGUCGCCGGGGUAUAUCCGCACAGCGUUGACUGAUGCUCUGCUCCAGCAGGAACCAGAGUACGAAAAGACUUGGCUGGACGGUUCGUUGUUGGGCCGCCUUAGUACCGUUGACGAGUUCCGUGGCCCUGCCAUCUUCUUGCUUUCAGACGCGUCGAGCUUCAUGACGGGGGCGGAUCUUGUGGUGGAUGGUGGGCAUACUGCCGUUUAG
Messenger RNA from Cutaneotrichosporon cavernicola, 810 nucleotides. RefSeq lists its product as uncharacterized. Gene Ontology annotation, cellular component: intracellular anatomical structure. The coding region runs from base 1 to 810 and encodes 269 amino acids. The transcript has 4 exons. The record is from RefSeq and is a predicted model, not a curated record. Gene Ontology annotation, molecular function: oxidoreductase activity, acting on NAD(P)H, oxygen as acceptor. NCBI's taxonomy places the organism in Eukaryota, Fungi, Basidiomycota, Tremellomycetes, Trichosporonales, Trichosporonaceae.